Messenger RNA from Amaranthus tricolor (Joseph's coat), 2915 nucleotides. Its product is annotated as carbon catabolite repressor protein 4 homolog 1-like. Gene Ontology annotation, biological process: nuclear-transcribed mRNA poly(A) tail shortening. The coding region runs from base 605 to 2401 and encodes 598 amino acids. The transcript has 12 exons. NCBI's taxonomy places the organism in Eukaryota, Viridiplantae, Streptophyta, Magnoliopsida, Caryophyllales, Amaranthaceae. Gene Ontology annotation, cellular component: cytoplasm; CCR4-NOT complex; nucleus. The record is from RefSeq and is a predicted model, not a curated record. Gene Ontology annotation, molecular function: poly(A)-specific ribonuclease activity.
GAUGCAAUUGAUUGUCAAAUGUCAUGUGGUCGAAUGGGUACCCGGUACCGGAGUUCAAUUUUCUAUCUUUUCAAUUUUCCCAAAUUAUUCCCUAUCUUUCUAAUUCCUUUUAAAAUGGAGAAACGAUACCACCAUUUCAAUUUCCAGCGAAUUCCAUUUUUUCUGUAAAAACCCUAAAAUUUCAAACCGUCCUUUCUCCCUCUCUUUACUAUUUCUUCUUUGUUCCGAGUUUCUUCUCAUAUUCUUAACACUUUUCUCUUCAGAUUUCGAUCUUCAUCGUAUUGAUCUGUUUUCGAUUGAUUGAUUGAUUGAUUUUUCUUCCUGUUUCAAAAAUCGCCAAUCAGCUCGUUUAUCUUGCUGAUUCGUUGUUUUUCUCUUUUCUUGAAUCUUUUCGUUGUAUUUGGGAACUUGCUGAUUAAUUUAGGGUUUGGUGUUCGCGAAAUCAAUCGAGGCUGGCGAAUUUGGAGGUGUAGUAAAUGGCGGUUUCGCCUGGUUUCUGCCUACCUUUUCCAAGUUUGGAAGUCAUUGAAGAAGAAUUAACGUUUGUUUUAGAGAUACAGUAUACGUAUAAUAAUAGUGAGGGAGAAAGAGAAGAAGAAGAAGCAUGCUGAGUGUGAUUAGGGUGCAUAUUCCGUCCGACAUUCCCAUUGUAGGUUGCGAACUUUCUCCUUAUGUUUUGCUUCGGAAACAGGAUAAGACCAUUUUUUCUGAGGAUGUUCCUGAAACUGCUCCCAUUGAUGGCCAUUUUUUGAGAUACAAGUGGUAUCGUGUACAGAGUGACAAAAAAGUUGAUGUGUGUUAUGUGCAUCCAACUGAGCAAGCGACUAUACAGUGCAUUGGCUGUAUAAAGGGCAAGAUUCCUGCUGCUAAAAGCUACCAUUGCUCUUCGAAGUGCUUUCUAGAUGCUUGGCAGCAUCACCGUGUACUGCAUGAACGUGCUGCCAAUGCUUUGAAUGAGAAUGGAGCUGAAGAUGAAGAAUUGUAUGGACGCUUCAAUAGCUCUGGCUCUGGAGUCACUAACACUGGUUUGACUCCAUCUGCAUCAAAUCUCAGUUUGAAUAAUGGAUCAACUCCUCUAUAUCCUACUGCUGUUACACAAAGGAGUGGCGGUGAAACUUGGUUUGAAGUCGGGUAUUCUAAGACAUAUACCCCUUCAGCUGAUGAUAUUGGUCACGUACUGAAAUUUGAAUGUGUUGUCAUAGAUGCUGAUACAAAGCAAACAGUUGGACACCCCAUGACUUUGACCACAUCUCGUGUCAUCCCUGCACCUACACCAACUCCACGCCGCAUGAUUUCAGUUAGUGGGAUGGAUGUGAUUGGGCCUUUCGAUUCAGAUGGACGUGUUGCGUCUUCAGGAACUUUUACUGUGCUUUCUUAUAACAUAUUGGCAGACUCUUAUGCCACAAGUGAUACAUAUAGUUAUUGUCCCUCAUGGGCCCUUUCUUGGCCAUACCGUAGACAAAAUCUGUUGCGAGAAAUUGUGGGAUAUCGUGCUGACAUUGUUUGUCUUCAAGAGGUUCAACACGAUCAUUUUGAAGAAUUUUUUGCUCCUGAGCUUGACAAACAUGGCUACCAAGCUCUGUAUAAGAGAAAAACAUCAGAGGUCACACAAGCAGGUGAUGGGUGUGCAACAUUUUUCCGUAGAGACAGAUUUUCUCAUGUUAAAAAAUACGAGGUUGAAUUUAAUAAGGCUGCUCAAUCUCUAACAGACGCUGUAGUUCCUAUUACCCAGAAGAAAACUGCUCUGUAUAGACUUGUUAAGGAUAAUGUUGCACUAAUAGCUGUACUGGAAGCAAAAUUUACUCAUCAUGGCGUUGAUACUCCUGGAAAGAGACAGCUUUUUUGUGUUGCAAAUACACAUGUAAAUGUGCAGCAAGAACAUAAGGACGUCAAACUCUGGCAGGUCCAUACUUUGUUGAAGGGGUUGGAAAAGAUAUCUGCCAGCGGUGAUAUCCCAAUGUUAGUGUGUGGAGACUUUAAUUCAACUCCUGGAAGUGCUCCUCAUGCUCUUCUUGCAAUGGGUAAAGUUGAUCCAUUUCAUCCUGAUUUAGCAGUGGACCCUUUGGGAAUAUUGCGGCCUCAUACAAAGCUUGCGCAUCAGCUGCCCUUGGUCAGUGCAUAUUCGUCCUUUGCAAGAGGGAUCAGUCCAUCUUUAGAGCAGCAAAGGCGAAGAAUGGAUUCUUCUACAAAUGAGCCUUUGUUCACAAAUUGCACGAGAGAUAUUAUUGGGACUCACGAUUACAUAUUUUACACAGCUGACUUUUUGACGGUAGAAUCCUUACUUGAACUAUUGGAUGAAGAAAGCUUACGGAAGGAUACAGCUCUUCCUUCUCCGGAGUGGUCUUCUGAUCAUAUUGCACUGUUAGCUGAAUUUCGUUGCAAACCAAGAAUCAGACGUUAGUACUUGAGGUUGAAAUGGUUUGUUUUGCACCAGGCUAACAAAUACUCUUCUAUCAGCUGGCUGCCUGAAAGACAUGAUGAUGACAAUUUGUGAGAAAUUUACGGCUAUAUCUUUUGGAAGUCAUUUUAAGCAACGGUGGUUCAUCCCCAGGUAUUAUCGCCUUAUAGGAGGGGAAGAGGAAUUUUCUUGGCUAUGAUUUGCCCGUUAUCAUGUCAAGUUGUGCCAUAGAAAAAUGUGAUCAUAUUCAAAAUUUUCUUUUUUCAAUAGAAAUUAUCACAGCUUAUCUGUGGGCUCAAUGUGAUUAGUGAUGUCCUUUUGCUCAAGUUUUUACAGAAACAACACAAUAGUUUUGCAAUUCCAAGGGGCUCCACUUCUUUAGGUUUUCUCUAUGUUCCUUAGCAGUGGGUAAUAGUCCCUCAUUUUUCUUAGUACAAAAGCAAGAUAACAGAGAUACAGUUGUUGAUUGUCUGCUUCUACAAAAUAUAGUAUGAUAGUCAUCCCAUUUUCUUUUCAA